UGCAGCGGAGGCUGGAAAGGACAAGUUGAGAACUUUUUGUCGAUUAAUCAUCGUUUUAUCGAUUUAACAUGCCGAUUCUUUCCAAGUUCAUAUGUCUUACUGCAAGGUGAACCCCUUCUGAUGAAUGACAAGAUAAGAAACAUGCCUGAAAUGUUGCAAUAUGCAUGAUUAGGAACAUGAUCAAGAGUGCAGUCCUGAGUGAAGAUGUUGCAUGUGUUUGCCGUCAGCCCACAGCCCCAUGUUGACGAAACAGAUAAACUUCACUGUUGGCUACGUGUAGGUUCGUGGCAACACCAUGGUGAUUCUUCUUGAGGAAUGAAGAGUAUUUGGGUUGUCUUCUUGUUGUUGUGUGUAUUUUGUGACAAGAAUCGUGGACAAAGAACUAUAACCUGUGAUACCAGCAACCCAGUAGACUACGCGGUCGACCUCCCCCGAGCGGAAAUAGGCUUCAUCAUACCGCUCAUUCAACCGCCCUCCUACGGAUCAGACCAUGCAAAGUGUGAUAUCACUCUUGUUGCCGCUUCCACUAGCCUAAUAAAGAUCACGUUUUCGCUAUUUAAUGAGUCUGUAUGCCACCCGGCGAAGUUUGAUUAUCUCAUCACUGGAGAUGACUGUGAUACCCUCAAACGCUGUGAUUACCUUCUCAUACAUGAGCCCUACGAAACGUCAAGACCUCUGAAGAAAUACGAUGGAUUGCACAGUGGCGACACCUAUAAAUCUCACUCGCAUAAAGUCCACAUUCGUUUCUGCUUCAUCAAACCUUAUCGAGAUAUGAUGACCAGGUGGAAGUUGAAAUAUCAAGUCAAAGAGAGGAAAGGUGUGGAACUAUUUGAAGGAACCUCUGGCACAGUGCGUACGCCGUUCUUUCCCUAUGGCUACAGCAUCGGCAGGGACUACAAAUGGUUGUUUGUUCAUGCCGAGAUCCAGGGCUUUGUGUUCCUACAGUUUGAUGACAUGUUGCUUGCUCGAGGACACACCCUAGAGAUAUAUGAUGGAGGGGGCCCCUGGGCCAACCGGGAAGUCCGCAAUCUGACAGACAGGCGGCCAUUCUUUUCCACUGGGCCUAUGGUGUUUGCAGCGUUGAUGCUCCGUGAUGUCACCAAUACUCAAGUCGGCGCCGGGUUCAAACUCAGAUAUGACUUGAUUCAGUAUAAAAGAUACCUGUCUCAAUACAAAACACGCACGGAAGUGCUGGCCAACAACAGUGCCAUAUUCCCUGACCUGGAACCUCGUCCAUACACCGGUCUUUUGAGUCUCUUCGUCAAUGUACCCGGCUCUCUCUACUAUGACUACCUCUGGAUUAUUCCCCCAUUAAGGUCACCCGAGGCUGCUGUUGUUUGGUUGGUCAAUUACAGUUUCCCUGUCGGGAGCAAACUUGAAGUUCUAUUCGGCUACAACAGCGACGCUAACGUACUUUAUAGAUACGUUGGUUCGUGGAAGACGUCAAAGACAGUUAGUAACGCGAUUGUUUCCAAUAAAGGCCUCUACCUCAGACUCACUGGUUACUUUUACGGAACUGUCUUUGUUCACAUCUCAUAUGCCAUCUUCAGAGAUUUAAAGGAGGAUCAGUAUAAUGAUGAUACGCGUCAAGGUUGUAGCUUCCCUGGCGAUGUGAACAACAGCGUGCCAGCGAUGCCUGGGUUUGUGUGCCAUCUCUCCCGAUGGUGCAUCCCCGACUUUCUCAAGUGUGAUAAGAUACUCCACUGUGCUGGCAAAGAAGAUGAGUUGAAGGAGAUGUGUGAUAAAAAAGACCAUGCCCCCUCGACGACCACUAGACCCUACCGCUUCACGACCCAAGAUCCUUGUAACAGCCGGUCAUCAACUUGUGUUACUUCUACCACUAGCACUGGCAAAGAUGAAGGUGGCCAUUAUUACCUGACGUGGUUGUUCAUCUCGUUACCGAUUCUGCUCGUGGUCUGUAUAUCGUUCUGUAUGGUGUGGGUCAUACGCAAAUCUCGAAACCGGCACCGUAAUAACAGUCCACCAGAUUAUCAAGAGCACAUCUCUAGCACGAUAUCACACACAGUGUCGUUUACACGUACGCUGCAGCAGUCUGGGAACAUCGUCAACAGCCACAGCCAUUCCGACCUCCUUGGCCCCGGUCACGGCGAUAUCGGGCCAUUCGGAAUCAUCAAUCCAGCAAUGCAGCGCUCGGAGAGCAUGGACUCGAUAUUCAACAUGCCAGCGCCGCCAUCUUAUAGCGAUGUCAUUGCUGGGAAUGUUGGGACUAUGACGAGAUCGAUCUCACAGCCACCUCCUCCUAGUUACGAAGAAUCAGAACACAGAGAAACAACUCGGAGGCAAUCACUGCCAUGUCCACCACCGUAUUCGACAUUGAUGAACCGAGCUGCUGAACAUCGCCAGGCACGACGAGAAAGGGAGAGAUCUGCUCAAAGUGAUGGUGCGGUCUCUGGCAAUGCUAACACAGUUGACACUGAUAUCAAUUCAAAUGUUCAGACUGUUCCACCUGUUACUCUCAAUAGCAGUUGGGGGGCAAAUGACAUGUCAGGGUCAGAGCCUGAUUCUGCCGUGCCAGGAGUUGGUGCUUUAACUCCAUCAGCUCCGAUACUUUCAGAUGGCGACACAGAUUCUAACGUAACUCAAGUGGCCGACUUGUCUCCUGCUGUCAAUAAUAACAGUAUGAUUACUGCCUUCUCUAAUCCUCUUCUUGGGUCAGUUGAGCCUGGCACUCUGCCCCUCACGGCAAGAGAUGCAACUGUAAUCAUUUCAAGCAUACCUGGGGAUAUUUCUUCAGGUGUACAUAUCAGUAACAUAGUUACUGAUGUUGAUGCUCAAGGUGAACAUAUCAGUAACGUGGUUAGUGAUGGUAACUCGUCAGGUGCAACCAGUAAUAUGGUUAGUGAUGGUGACGCACCGGGUGUACAUAUCAGUAAUGUAGUUACUGAUGUUAAUGCUCCAGGUGUACACACCAGUAACAUGGUUGGUGAUGGGGAAGCUCCAGGUGUACAUAGCAGUAAUGUAGUUACAGAUGGUGAUGCUCCAGGUGUACACACCAGUAACAGGGUUAGUGAUGGUGAAGCUCCGGGUGUAGAUAGCAGUAAUGUAGUUACAGAUGGUGAUGCUCCAGGUGUACAUAUCAGUAACAUGGUUACUGAUAGUGACACGCCAGGUGUACAUAUCAGUAACAUGGUUAGUGAUGGAGACGCUGGCCAAGCACCCAAGCGAGAACAACGUUUGUCUGUUGAUUCAUCAGCCCUAUUUGCUGAAAGUCAAACUGAUCUUGCUGGUGAAAAUACAAGUAAAAAUGCUAGGGAAACCAGUAAUUUGGAUGGAAGGAAAUAAUCUUGACACUGUAAAAGACUGAUUUACAUGAAAUUGCUCAAGUUGAUGUGAAUGUGAUGAAUGAUUUGGACCACUUUCAUAGGGACAGUGUUUCAACUGGAAAUAACCUAGAAUCAGGGGAAGAAAUUAGUUAGAAUCUUUGCCACCAGGUUGGAGUACUGAUGAGACAAGACCACAAUUGAUUUUUUAAGCCUUUUAGCAGUUAAAUUGUCAAUGUUUGACCGCGACGCAGCAAAGAACGCGUGGUGUUGUGAAUCUGAAAUUUAGAUUAUGUUAUUCCGGACAGUCGGGCAAGUAAAUGGUGAAAAAUAAAAUGGUGAUUGACCACGGAAAUUUUUUUUUAAUCGACAAAUUAGACAGACUUUGAUAUUUCCACUCUUUUCAGCCAACUGGCAGAAAACACUCAAAACACGCCCCCUAUUACCCAAUUAGCAAAAUUCGAAAUUAAUUUUUUCAUCAAAUAAUUUCUUUAUAUCUGUAGACUUGCCACAACAAAUAUUUUUUCAAUACCUCUCCAAAUAUGUACUUGAGAGUAAAAAACAUGCACUCGUCUAAUAGAUAGGCCUGGACCCUCCAACCUAUGAAUAUUCAUUAGUGGUCUUGUCUCUGAUAUUCUUUACAUGACGUAUUCUGUAUUCUAGCUGUGGUCGGGUUGGCAGGAGAGAGAAAAAGUUUAGCAAAACCAUUUAGAGCAUCUGCAUGAGUUUCGAACGUUAUUGGGUCACUGAUAUCAAGACGACUUCAUUGAGGGAAACAUCAGAAUUUGACUAAUAAUUGAUUUAUUAAGAUUUGGGAGUUUUAACUGUUAUUUUUAAAAGAUGGCUGUUAAGUUGAAUUUGACUACGUAAACAUGUAGCCAAAUUGUGCUACACGUAUUGUUAAAUUUGUACAGCAGGUAAAAAACCAGGAAGUGAUGAAAUUUCACUUCGUAGUCACACUCUGAUGUUCCCAAACUGAUUUGUCAUAUUCUGAGUUUGGCUCGCUUUUAAAAGUGAAAGUUUAUCUUUUGUGUAUAAAGUAACUGUAGGCAGAUUUGAACAUGAAAACAAGCUUCAUUUGAUCUCUGAUAGAGAGUCCCUUAAAAGUAAUUCGAGAUUUUGAACUAAUCUUAUGCAGCCUGCUAGAUCUCAAAGAAGACCUUCAAAUUGUCGCAUGCUAUUUUGUGGUGCAUGUCUCUGAAUGAUGAUGCUGUGCUGCUAAGAGAGAGGGGGUUAACUUUUUAAUUGAUUUAUUGUCUUUCUUGAAUUACUUUUCAAGGGAACAUGCUUAUGUAUUAUACAUAUCAAUCUGGCCUACUUGAAUGUCUUUGAAAGGGGCCUAUAUCAUGAGUGCCAUGUCUGUUAUUUUGUGCCAUUACUGUUUAUGCAGUUAUUGCUGUUACUGUUUAUGUGCUAGAUUAUGAUACAGGGUGUUGAAAAAACAGUCUUGGUAGUUUUAAAAUGUAAUGUUUUCAAAGGGAGACUAUAGGUAUUUUUGAAUGGCUCUUUGUGGGUGAAUAGCUUGGUUUUUUUGAGCAUGGAUUUCACCAGAGAAUACAUGUAUCAUGUUGCUACUAGCUUUCAUGAACGACAUCGGAAAGGGUUGCUUUCUGAAAACGUUAAACUAAAAAACUCACAAGACUAUUUUUAAGGCCGUACAUGUUGCUUGAUUUUUCCAACUUUAUUUAUUGAUUAAAAUGUAAAAUACACUCGUUUUAGUGCACAUUAGGAGCUAGAGAUCAUGUUUUUAAAACAUGUUUUUCAAAAAUUUUCUUAUCUGUCAUAUUAUUAACUAAAGCAUACUGGAAAAAUCUUUUGCAGUGAAAUUCCCAGCAAAUGAGCGAUAAUCCACUCAAUUAAAUCAGCAAAUAAGUUAUUCUUGGCUAUGCUUAGAAGUUGACUUUUUGAUGUUUUCUUCUCAAUUAGAUGUUCAGAUGUAAUUUUAAGGGGUCUGACUCGAGAGGCCUGAUAUGGCAUGGAUUUGAAGGAGCAGUCACAUUCUGUUAUGACAGCUUAUGUAUGUGCCUCCUUAAAUAUAUAGGUAUUUUUGCCACGGGAGUCGAUGAGAUCUCACAAUUUAAAGAAACGUAUUCUUCUAGAUGUUAUCUAUAACUGUAUACAAGAUAAACGACUUGCCAUAUGUUGUUGUAAUUAUAACAAGUCAUGGACUGAUACCGAAUCAUUAAAUUUCCUGAGGUCCUCUUUAUUUCAAAUAUCCCCAGGUCCCCUGAUAUUUAUCAUAUUAGCUGUAGCUUAGAUGGAACUUAUUCCUGCUGCGACUUUGUCCUCAAAAGACCACUUCGGAUAAAUGAAACUAUUGUAUUAAACCGCAGAAUCUCUCUACGUGCAUUCUUUAAACCCCACGGAGCCUUAAUCAGACCUUCAUUUUCUAGGGAACUUGGGAUAUGACCAGGUAUUUAUUUGGCUCUCAACAAAGGAUGAAUGCCAGGAAAACAAGAGAUUAAGUUUGAAUAAAAAAAAUGCUGGCAUAAAUUUUGAAGAGUUGACCUUUAUUAUUGUUCUUUGCUGUUUUUUGGUCUAAUGAUUCGGUGUUUGUCCAUGACGGUUAAACUGUAUUGUUAUUUUAUGAGAAAUAUUGUUGUAUGGUGAAAGUAUUUUCAAAAUUCUACACAAAUAAA
This is a messenger RNA of Lineus longissimus, 5920 nucleotides long. RefSeq lists its product as uncharacterized. The record is from RefSeq and is a predicted model, not a curated record. NCBI's taxonomy places the organism in Eukaryota, Metazoa, Nemertea, Pilidiophora, Heteronemertea, Lineidae. The transcript is spliced from 15 exons. Gene Ontology annotation, molecular function: protein binding. Bases 316 to 3303 code for a protein of 995 amino acids.